CUGAAUUGGUAUCUUAAGUUUUGCAAUAGCUAGAAACUCCACGUUCCUCAAUUUCAUAUGUUCUAGUGCAGAAUAUCAUACCAAGGUUUUUAAUAGUUUGAGUUUUAUAUAAAUAUUGAUAAAAGACGAGUUAUCUUAUCGGGAUAAAUGCGAGUUUGUUAUAGGAUAGAGUGUGAUUAACGGAGGGGGUGUCACACUGCUCGAACCUAUCGAUCGUGGUGCUUGUCGUUAGGCCUUGGUCCGUGCACCGUCUAUUGAUUGUCCUGUACAUAGGCACUCAACUCCGUCCAUGUGCACGCAUCUGACUGUUGUUUCCCAUGCUGUCCACCACAUUUUCUUCAAAGCUACCGAGACUUCAACCCACGAUACCUACAUAAUGAAAAAAAAUUGAUUACUGAUGCCCCAAAUGCACCCAAGGUCUGCACAUCCCCCUGUCAUAUAGCACAAUCGUGGACCGUCACUCGAUCUUCAUCAAACGAUCAACAUUAGUACAUCACUGUACCAUGUGCUACCACAAGCCUAAUGUCAUAGUUCCAACACCAUUUAUGCCUGUGCUGUCCCUAGCAUCCACUGCCGAGUCUAGCGCACAAGCCUACUGUGUUAGACCUAUCGACGUUUUAAGAGGGUAGAGUAGCCCGGCCCAAUAGUCUGUGCUGAUGAUUCCCUCCCCUGCUCUCUGAUGGGUGACCUAACCAUGGAAGGAAGAGGAAAUUCCACACAGCAGAAAGUGAUAACAAGAAGGUACAGCAAUGCUUAAAAGCGGUAAAAGUUAGCACCACGCAAUUAGUUGAUGGAAUUAUCUGACAUUCAUCAGCACAAUGAAUCAAGCACGCUGAGCAGGAUUGGUGACAGAUCGUCUAGUGAUGUUGUCGUGAGAAUUAGAACACAGGAAGGCCGUGAUGACUGGAUUUACUGUCAUUCAGAUAUUCUUGUUAAGAAAAGCAAGUAUUUUGCUGAUCGGCUGUCUGAUAAUUGGCCAACAUGCCAGAUCCUUGACUCACGCAACUGUGUCGAGGUUUAUUGUGAAGAAUGUGACUUUGACCAUCACAUUACUGUUCUAAGACUCCUCUAUGCCACCUCAGAUGUGACUGUGACUGAGUUAUCUAGUGUAAAAAAUGCUCUUGGCACACUGCGAGUAGCUGUUGAGCUGGGAUGCCCACAAAUUGUUUCUACCUGUGUAGGCUAUUUGGAAGCAGUCCCUUGGGAAGAAUCUGAGGAAGAAGAAAUCUUAAAGACUAUACCAGGAAUGGGAUCACAAGCAGAACCAAUACUUGCUCGUCUACAGCCAGUCAAUGCUUUGGCUGUAGUUAGGAUUUUUUUGGCAGCCAUCCGAUUUGCCACAUCAUCUCCUCCAUCUUCGAUGAAUGAUCUGAAAACCUCGGCUCAGGAGCAACUUGAGUACAUGCUGACUGAGGAUGAUGAUGCUCCUCUGUUAACUGCUGAUGAUGAAAUCAAAUUAGAAGCAAGGCAAUGUGUGAACAGGUUAUUAGCGAGAUUUGUGAAUCUUGUGGACUCUUUGCUUGGUGAUCUCCACGAUUCGGUUGCUGAAGCAGAAAACGUUGAGUUAUUGCAGUCCCACUUAACUGAUUUAUCAUGGGCUUCUCAAAUAGUAACAAAGUUGGAAAUCUCGAAUGAUUUUGUUUACACCUGGGUCGAGACAUCAGUAAAUAUAGUGAAAGUGGCUGAGCGAGUAUCUCCAGAAAGCUCAUUAACCGGGACAAAGUUGAAAGUUCUUGAGGUCACUGCUAAAGUCUUAGAAGCUAUAGGUUAUGGAACGGUCAUUUUGCCGACCACUAGACGCCUUCACAUGGUUAAAGUCUGGCUUCCAUUUGUAAGGAUUGUUAAGUCUGCAGUUGAUUCUGUCGGUUCUGAUGAAGAGAAUGAUUUGAUGUUGAAAUCUGAUGGCGAGCUAUGGCAGACCUUGGAGUCAGCAUUUGUUUCAAUCAUCCUUACAUUGCCAUCUUCAGACCAAGCAGAAAUUUUGACUGAGUGGCUAGAAAAUAAGCAUAUUCGGUAUCCAGACCUGACAGAGGCUUUUGAAGUGUGGUGCUACAGGUCCAAAGUCGCCAAGCGAAGGCUGGCUUUGCUGGAUGGAAACAACCCGACCACUAACGGUGUCUGAUUUCUUCAUUGCCAUUUUUGUACCCAUCAACUAACAAUUAAAACGCGAGAUAAAAUUUAGACAAUGGCUUAAUCUGAAAUAUGUCUUACCGGUUUGAAAACCAUGUAGAUGUGUUGUAGUUUAUGUAAUUUUUCUGUUGUUGUCGCUUCAUCGCAUUAGUUCUGAGUAUUUAUAGAUUCUUUUGUGCUUUAUUUUACAGUUUGUACUUUGUUGAUGUAAUCUGAAUCAAUGAUCUUAAAUGAUU
Molecule: messenger RNA, 2366 nt
Organism: Sesamum indicum (sesame)
Lineage: Eukaryota; Viridiplantae; Streptophyta; Magnoliopsida; Lamiales; Pedaliaceae
Source: RefSeq, a predicted model, not a curated record